GCCGUACCAAAAGUUCACGAUCCCAAAGCGGACUGCGGUUGGUGUGUACAAACUUCUUUAGGACCAGCCCCGACGCCAAUUCGCCCGUGGAUCCUCAAUACCUGAAACAGCAAAUCUAGAACCUCAACAUGCCGACUAUCACCGUCGACAAGUAUGCUCUCUUCGAAGAGCUCGGCGAGCAGUUCACCGAGGAGGGCUUCGAACAACUAUGCUUUGACUUUGGUAUAGAGCUGGACAAGGAUACCGAGAAUGACCCCUCGCGCCCCAAAGAUCAGCCCCCCGAGCUCGCAAUCGAGGUCCCCGCUAACCGGUACGACAUGCUGUGCUUCGAGGGCAUCGCGAUACACCUAAACAUCUUCAGGGGCAAACAACCGACGCCAAACUGGAGACUUGUCGAUAUCCCCGAGGACAAGAUGCAGACCCUCACCAUCUCGGAGAGCACGGCCCAGGUUCGCCCGUACGCUGCGGCUGCGAUCCUCCGCAACAUCACGUUCACGCAGGCCUCGUACGACUCUUUCAUUAGUCUUCAGGACAAGCUUCACCAGAAUUUGGCGAGGCAGCGUACCCUGGUCGCGAUUGGGACACACGAUCUCGACACCAUCAAGGGACCGUUCACAUACGAGGCCCUGCCCCCGAAGGACAUCAAUUUUGUCCCGCUCAAUCAAACCAAGAAGAUCAACGGCGAAGAGUUGAUGAGCUUCUACGAGACCGACAGGCAUCUUGGCAGAUACCUCCACAUCAUCCGCGACAAGCCCGUGUACCCAGUAAUUCUUGAUGCGGACAGGAACGUCUGCUCGCUUCCACCCAUUAUCAACAGCGAGCGCUCCAAGAUCACGCUGAACACCAAGAAUGUCUUCAUCGACAUGACGGCGACGGACCAGACCAAACUCGACAUUGUCUGCAACAUCAUGGUGACCAUGUUCUCCAAGUACUGCGCCGAGCCCUUCACGAUCGAGCCGGUCAAGGUCAUUUCAGACCAUAACGGCACUACCCGCAUCACGCCUAGCUUAACUACACGGACGAUGGAUGUUGAGGCUGAUUAUCUCAAUCAGCUUUGCGGACUCGAAGAGUCACCAGAGUCGAUCUGCAAGCUCCUCAGCAAGAUGGCGUACACGGCGAAGCCAUCUCCAGACCCCAAGCUGAUCAGCGUUGCGGUCCCACCGACAAGGGCGGAUGUCCUGCACCCAUGCGAUGUGAUGGAGGAUCUCGCAAUUGCGUACGGUUUCAAUGAUCUUCCGCGGACGUCGCCAAACAGGUCGGUCACCAUUGGCAAGCCGUUGAAGAUCAACAAGCUCAGUGAUAUCGUGCGUCACGAGUCCGCAAUGGCUGGUUGGGCCGAGGUUAUGCCCCUAGUUCUCUGCUCGCACGAGGAGAACUUCGAGUGGUUGAACCGCAAAGAUGACGGGAAAACGGCAGUCAAACUUGCCAACCCGAAGACGGCGGAGUAUCAAAUCGCCCGCACGUCUCUGCUCCCUGGCCUGCUCAAAACCCUGGGAGAGAACAAGGCGAUGCGCCUUCCGCUACAGAUCUUCGAGGUGUCCGAUGUCGUCUUCAAGGACGAGACUUCGGAACGACGGGCGAGGAACGAGCGCCACUGGGCGGCGGCCUACUAUGGCAAGACCAGCGGCUUCGAGAUCGUCCACGGCCUCCUAGACAGGGUCAUGACAAUGUUGCGGGUCGCAUUUGUUACCCAUGAGGAGGGCCUCGAGGGCAAGACCAUUGACUUCAAGGUGAAAGAGAACCCGAGCGAGCGGGACGGAUAUUUCAUUAAGGAGAUCGAUGAGCCCACCUUCUUCAAUGGGCGUGCUGCCGCCAUAUACGUGCGGCUUGGGGGCAAGCUGCAACGUAUCGGCGAACUCGGUGUCUUGCAUCCUACCGUACUGGAGAAGUUCGAUCUGAAAUACCCGGUGAGCACACUAGAGCUCAACCUUGAGGUUUUCCUUUGAUAUAGCGCGGCAGCCUUGAAGAACUUAGAUGCGGUCCCAGUAGCGAGUCGCCCAAAAAAAAUAGAGCAAGAUUCAUUUAUCCAUGAACUUCCACCGGCGACGAAAGGAAUUGUUUGAUUUCACCGUCGUCGUCUG
Molecule: messenger RNA, 2081 nt
Organism: Thermothelomyces thermophilus ATCC 42464
Lineage: Eukaryota; Fungi; Ascomycota; Sordariomycetes; Sordariales; Chaetomiaceae
Exons: 6
Coding region: 129-1946 (605 amino acids)
Biological process (GO): phenylalanyl-tRNA aminoacylation
Cellular component (GO): phenylalanine-tRNA ligase complex; cytoplasm
Molecular function (GO): RNA binding; ATP binding; phenylalanine-tRNA ligase activity
Source: RefSeq, a predicted model, not a curated record